Pocillopora meandrina is the source of this 1000-nucleotide messenger RNA. The record is from the annotation of a GenBank genome assembly. Lineage: Eukaryota; Metazoa; Cnidaria; Anthozoa; Scleractinia; Pocilloporidae.
AUGGACAUAGAGGAGGUUCUUAUUCGUCAUUAUUUUCAGCGUGGGUUUGAUCACUCGGUUAUAUUACUCUUUUUAGAAAAGUACCAUGCAACAGAAAUGUCUGUGCGUACUUCGCACAAUAGACUUCGCGAGUACGGAUUAAGGAGAAGGAAUGCAAAAAGUUACGAUGCCGAAAUUUACCAGGCCAUUCAACAAGAAUUGGACAUGCCAGGCUGCAUGAGGGGUUACCGAGCUAGGUGGCACACCCUUCGUUUGGAUUACGGAAUACAGGCUCCUAGAAGGAAUUUUACAACAAGUUGACCCUUAAAGAACAGCCUUGCGAAAUGCUCAUGCACUAAGGAGAAGGUCGUAAACUAACCCAGGCCCGAAUUUUGCUUGGCACGUUGACGGCUGCGAUAAGUUAAAGCCAUACGGCUUUCCUACUCUUGGUGCGGUGGACGGUUUCAGUCGUCGAGUCAUGUGGUUGAAAAUUUGCCCCUGGAAUAAUGACCCAUGCCACUUAGCUUCAUUGUUUUACGAUUGGGUCAAAUCAAAUAGAGAUUGCCUAAGAGUUCUCCGAACAGACUGUGGAACUGAAAAUGUGACCAUGGCGACCAUGCAGUGUUAUUUUCGAGGAAACGGUAACGACCACCAAGCUGGAUUAAAUGCACAUAGGUACGGAUCGUCCCCAGCAAACCAGCGCAUAGAAGGAUGGUGGUCAUUUUAUUGGCAUGACAGAUUAACAUGGUUGAUUAAUUUUUUUUAAGACUCAGAUGAAACAAACAUUGUCAAUACCGCUAGUGAAUCAAGUAUGUCCUGUUUGUGGUUCUGUUGUAAAGAUGUCUUGCAGGCAGACCUAGAUCAUGUAAGGGAUAACUGGAACACCCAUUACAAUAAAAAAUCACAUCACGAUACAAUCCCAGGUAGGCCUGAUGAGCUUUUCUACCUUCCAGAGAACAGUGGGUUUGAAGAUUUCAGAUGUCCCUUUACAGAACAACAACUUUAUGAUAUGGCUUUGUAA